Messenger RNA from Suncus etruscus (white-toothed pygmy shrew), 1892 nucleotides. RefSeq names its product kelch domain containing 8A (gene KLHDC8A). The transcript is spliced from 6 exons. Gene Ontology annotation, molecular function: protein binding. The coding region runs from base 226 to 1278 and encodes 350 amino acids. Lineage: Eukaryota; Metazoa; Chordata; Mammalia; Eulipotyphla; Soricidae. The record is from RefSeq and is a predicted model, not a curated record.
AGUGCGAGAGGAGCCGGCUGAGCACCGAACUGGCCCGCUGCCCGGCCGCCGAGACCCGAGGGACCAGGACGCGCCGGCCGGCGUCGGGGCCCUUGCCAGGUGCCGGGCAGGAUCCGGACAGAGCGCGCCAGCGAGAUGGAGGAGGUAAGAGCGGGCGCGGAGUAGCCGGCCGGCCCCCUUACCCCGGGCUCGCACCUCCUCCAGCGUCCUGGCUCCGAGGCUGCCAUGGAGGUGCCCAACGUCAAGGACUUCCAGUGGAAGCGCCUGGCGCCGCUGCCCAGCCGCCGGGUCUACUGCUCCCUGCUGGAGAGCGGGGGCCAGAUCUAUGCCAUCGGGGGGUGUGACGACAAUGGCGUUCCCAUGGACUGCUUCGAGGCCUACUCCCCAGAGGCCGACCGGUGGACCGCCUUGCCCCCGCUGCCCACAGCCCGGGCCGGCGUGGCUGUCACCGCCCUGGGGAAGCGCAUCAUGGUGAUCGGGGGUGUGGGCACCAGCCAGCUGCCCCUUAAAGUCGUGGAGAUGUACAACAUCGACGAAGGCAAGUGGAAGAAGAGGAGCAUGCUGCGGGAGGCCGCCAUGGGCAUUUCCGUCACGGCCAAAGAUUACCGAGUGUAUGCAGCAGGUGGCAUGGGCCUGGACCUCCGUCCACACAACUAUCUCCAACACUAUGACAUGCUCAAGGACAUGUGGGUGUCACUAGCACCCAUGCCCACUCCCAGAUAUGCUGCCACCUCCUUCUUGCGAGGUUCCAAGAUCUACGUGCUGGGGGGACGACAGUCCAAGUACGCGGUCAAUGCCUUCGAAGUAUUUGACAUCGAGACCCGCUCCUGGACGAAGUUCCCCAGCAUUCCCUGUAAGCGGGCCUUCUCCAGCUUCGUGGCUCUGGACAAUCACCUGUACAGCCUGGGCGGCCUGCGGCAGGGCCGGCUCUACCGCCAGCCCAAGUUCCUGCGUACCAUGGAUGUGUUUGACAUGGAGCAGGGAGGUUGGAUGAAGAUGGAACGCUCCUUUUUCCUCAAAAAGCGGCGUGCAGACUUUGUGGCUGGCCCCCUGAGUGGACGGGUCAUAGUGGCCGGAGGACUUGGGAACCAGCCCACUGUCCUGGAGACUGCAGAGGCCUUCCACCCAGGGAAGAACAAAUGGGAGGCGCUCCCUGCCAUGCCCACGCCCCGCUGUGCCUGUGCCAGCAUCGUGAUCAAGAACUGCCUGCUGGCUGUGGGGGGUGUCAACCAGGGCCUAAGUGAUGCAGUGGAAGCCCUAUGUGUCUCUGACUCCUAGCUACUCCAUACCCUGCACCCAUGCCCUGCCUGGCUCCCCACCUCCUGACAUGAAGAACAUUCCAGGUCAACACUGGCGCUUCUGGCCUGAACUGUAGCUCCACACUGGCUAUGGGGAGGCCUCUGCUUAUGCUCAGGCUGGGACCCCAGAUUCUUACUCCCUCCAUGACUGGGAGGGCAGUGCCCAGCCAGAGGAUGCUCAUCUGUGCCCUCCUUCCCAGCUCAACCAGCAUGAAGUUCUCUCGGGUUAGAAAAUGGGGUCAACCUCUCUCCCAUCUAUCCCCCUUCUGUGGGCCAUCACUCUGGACCUUCAUAGUUCUUGUCUACACAGCAAGAAAUUGCCCUACCGGCUUCAGGAAAGGAAAGUGAGUUCACAGAGCCAGGAAGGACCUACACCUCUCAGGUCUUCAGUGGGAAGGAGGGCCCAGAAGAGUCUCCCCACCCCUCUUAACCUGUUUCUCCUUCUGCUACCCCUGGGAGAGGGGGUGGCUGUGAUCCUCAGAAGCCCCUGAGAGUUUCAACUUUCUCAUUUACACUGUGUACUCCAGUCCACAAGGCUGGAUUCACUGCACUCUGGCUAACUGCACAGCACAAUAAUUAAAAUCUAUAUUCCUA